AUGAAGCCACCGAAACUACUCUUAGAAUCUAUGGCUGCGAUCUCAUUCAACACGCCGAAUUUCCCAUCUGGGUUUGCUUUUCCAGCCUUCUUCUUAACCAAGUCGUCUCUCUCUUUCUCUGAAGGUGUUGUGGAAAUUGAUGAUCUGGAAGAUGGUUCAGGGGCUGAUUCAGGUUUGGAUUCGGAUUCUGAUUCGGAUGGAGAUAUUGAGGCCAAGUCAAGAGCUAUCGAUGAAGAAAAGCAAAGGGAAGAGGAAGAAGCAAUGGAAGAAAUGCGGUUGAAUAUUAAAGAUGAAUCCGACGAGUUUAGGUUACCUACUAGGAAGGAACUUGAAGAAGAGUCUCAAGGACCUCCUGAUCUUCAGAAUCUCCAGAGGAGAAUCAAAGAGAGCAAGAAGGGGCAACAAGGAAAGAUUACGUUGAUCAACUUAAGAAAGGUACUUUCCACUACUCUGCUUAUAAAGAUACAGGGUAAGAAAGUGGUAGAGGAAUAUAGCUGUAGUCGAAAGAUGGGUGUGGAGAAUUACCAUGUAAUUGAGCUUGUAGGCGAAGGAUCAUUUGGGAAGGUAUACAAGGGAAGGCGCAAGUAUACCGGCCAGACUGUUGCAAUGAAGUUUAUAAUGAAGCAUGGGAAAAGUGACAAGGAUAUUCACAAUCUAAGACAGGAGAUUGAGAUUCUUAGAAAGCUAAAGCAUGAAAAUAUCAUUGAGAUGCUUGAUUCUUUUGAAAGCCCUCAGGAGUUCUGUGUUGUAACCGAAUUUGCACAGGCAAUGAUCCUUUAAUCUUCUCGAGUUUUACAUUCACCAUAAGCUAAACAUGUAUUAAAAUCAGUCAUUAAAACUAUGUUAGACAUGUAAUAGUAUGUGACUAGCCCAUUCUAGAAUGGAUUCUAAUACAUGCAUCUUCCUGAUGACCAGGGCGAACUAUUUGAGAUUCUCGAGGAUGACAAGUGUCUUCCGGAAGAACAAGUUCAGGCAAUUGCGAAACAGUUGGUGCGGGCAUUGCAUUACUUGCAUUCCAACCGCAUUAUCCAUCGUGAUAUGAAACCUCAGAACAUUCUAAUUGGUGCUGGAUCUGUAAUUAAGGUUGACGGUUAAAAGAAUAAACAUUUUCUUAAUGUUGCGAAAUUAAUUAUUAAUGUCAAUAUCUUCUAUAUACAAAUGUUUUAUAGCAUUUCUACAUUCAAGUGGUUAUAAAAAUUUCCUUAUUGUUAACAGCUUUGUGAUUUUGGAUUUGCACGUGCAAUGUCAAUGAAGACAGAGUAAAAAUAAGAACAAGUUUAGCUUACAUUUAUUUUAAAUAAUUACUUUUCACAUGUUUAGUGAAUAUUAACACUGGCAAUUUAUUGUU
Messenger RNA from Cannabis sativa, 1348 nucleotides. Its product is annotated as calcium/calmodulin-dependent protein kinase type II. The transcript is spliced from 9 exons. NCBI's taxonomy places the organism in Eukaryota, Viridiplantae, Streptophyta, Magnoliopsida, Rosales, Cannabaceae. The record is from RefSeq and is a predicted model, not a curated record. Gene Ontology annotation, molecular function: ATP binding; protein kinase activity. Gene Ontology annotation, biological process: protein phosphorylation. Gene Ontology annotation, cellular component: cytoplasm. Bases 1 to 780 code for a protein of 259 amino acids.